UGCAAGAUUAUAUCAAUGGCUCUGUCUUCACUGGUUUCGAUCGUCUGAAAGUCUCAACGCGAUACAGAUCCUUCUUCCAAGCCCUGGGUGGGACAAUAGGUAAUUGAAAACAGAGAGACCAAGGUUAUACAUACACCUGUCUGCGCAAUUGCAAUGUCACUUCCUUCUCUGGCCAGUAACGACUUCCCUUUCAAAUACAAGUAAGCCGUGGCUUUAUUGUCAUCUGCAUCACCAGGAUUGCAAAGAAUACUACCCUUCGUACGCCAUUUGUGAUGCUCACAUGUAACCCCGCAUCAAGCUGGAGUUGAAAGAACAGCUUCAAGUUCAACUAUCAAGGCCAUUCCGUGAAUCAUUAUUUACUUGUCUUUCUAAUACUUCAGUUGACCAAAGGUUUUAGCUCCUUUGCGAUAUAUCUUCACUAUACUUCCAUAUUUUCUACCUGUGAGACUUUCUGAAUCGGAGGCGAUCAAGAAAGAUCUACGCGGGUAUACAAAAAAAUGGAUUUGACUCGGGAAACCUUCUCGAAAGUGGAUGUUCUCAUAAUUGGAGCUGGACCCGCUGGUCUUAUGGCAGCAACAUGGAUGGCUCGUUGUGGAAUCAAUGCUCGAAUUAUUGACAAGAGAGGCACCAAGAUCUUUACCGGUCAAGCUGAUGGACUCCAAUGCCGUACCUUGGAAAUUCUUGAUUCGUUUGGCUUUGCAGAUAGAGUAUGGAAGGAGAGCAAUCAUAUGCUUGAGAUUUGUCUCUGGAAUCCAGACUCUGAAGGAAGGUUGAGAAGGUCGGAUAGAAUACCAGAUACUAUUCCUGGAAUUAGUCGGUUUCAACAGGUUGUUUUGCAUCAAGGUCGUAUAGAGCAAUUCUUUCUCGAUUCUCUCGAAGAACAUAGUAACAUCAAAGUUGAACGUGGGAUAUUUCCAUACACGCUAGCAUUUGACGAAACAAAAGCGGAAGAUCCAAAUGAAUAUCCUAUUGAAGUCGUUGUACAACAUCUUACCGAUGAUCAAAUUAACCCCAGACAGAGUCAAGCAACAAGAGAUGGAGCAGCAACUUCCGAUGGUCUCUUCCGAAGUAACAUAGCUGCUGAUGAUGAUACCGAUGAAGUUUUGAGUGACGCACAUGAAAAUGAACUAACAGUGAUAAAUGAGACAGUCAAGGCAAAAUAUCUGAUAGGAUGUGAUGGUGCACAUUCUUGGACACGAAGACAAUUAGGAAUUCAACUCGAAGGUGAACAAACCGAUUUCAUUUGGGGUGUACUUGAUAUUAUUCCCAUCACAAACUUUCCAGAUAUUCGAAUGAGAUGUGCAAUUCAUUCCUCGAAAUCGGGUAGUAUGAUGGUUAUUCCAAGAGAAAACAAACUCGUCAGACUCUACAUACAGAUGACUACAACAGAAAUUGGAUCAAAGAUUGAGCGAUGGUCCAUCAAUCCUAAAAUAAUUUUGGAUUCUGCUCAAAAAAUAAUGGCACCUUACAAACUAGAUUACGAAACCUGUGAUUGGUGGACAGCUUAUCAAAUUGGCCAGCGAGUUGCCUCGAAUUUUUCUCAAUACGAUCGUAUCUUCCUGGCUGGUGAUGCAGUACACACCCAUUCACCUAAAGCUGGACAAGGGAUGAAUGUCAGUAUGCAGGAUACAUAUAACUUGGGAUGGAAAAUCGCUGCCGUUCUCAAUGGAACUGCUAAUCGAUCCAUCUUGAGAACAUACGAAUCUGAGCGCCGCGCCGUUGCUCAAGAACUGAUCACCUUUGACCAUAAAUUUUCUCGAUUAUUUUCUGGUCGUCCAGCAAAAGAUAUUAUGGAUGAAGAGGGUAUUAGUAUGGAAGAAUUCAAAGAUGCUUUCGAAAAGGGGAAUUUAUUUGCUAGUGGUGUAUCAGUCAAUUACGGCGCUAGUAUCAUUGUUGCCAAAGAAGACGAUGCUGCAGCACAAGGUUAUGAGAUCGGAGUUGCCUCGAACAUUAACACUAGAGUUAUAGGAAAACAACACUUGGCCACUAAUAUCAAAAUCGGAAUGCGAAUGUCCAGUUUCAAAGUCCUCAAUCAAUCAGAUGCAAGACCUUGGCAUUUUCAAGAACUCUUAAAAAGUGAUGGACGUUGGAGAAUUAUAGUUUUUGCCGGAGAUAUAUCAAACGGGAAUCAAAUGUUUCGAAUCAAAACUCUUAGUGAAGGAUUAAAAACUCUCGCGGCGAAAUAUACAUUAGGAACCAAAAGAACUGACUCGGCAAUCGAAAUUCUGAUGAUCCAUAGCGCACCACGAAUAAAUAUCGAACUUCUAGAUCUUCCGGAGAUCUUCCAUCCUUGGAGUACAAGGAAUGGUUAUGAUUAUAACAAGGUCUAUGUGGAUGAUCUUUCGUAUCAUGAAGGGUAUGGGAAGGCGUAUGAGGGGUUUGGAGUGGAUAAGAAGAGGGGUUGUAUGGUGUUGGUGAGACCGGAUCAGUAUGUUAGUUUGGAUCGGGGAGUUGGAGGAUGGAGGUGA
Molecule: messenger RNA, 2468 nt
Organism: Botrytis sinoallii
Lineage: Eukaryota; Fungi; Ascomycota; Leotiomycetes; Helotiales; Sclerotiniaceae
Exons: 3
Coding region: 498-2468 (656 amino acids)
Molecular function (GO): FAD binding
Source: RefSeq, a predicted model, not a curated record